AUGUUCGUUCCAAACAAGGUCCUAUCGCCCGAGAACAUCGGUACCAUUGAAGUUUUCGGUGUAUCGCUCUCCACCAACACGCAGUCGGUCAUGAUCGCGCUCAAGGAGCUCGGCAUUGCGUACCUUCAUCAUAACACGAUGCCAAACUCGCCGGAGCUCCACACGCUUUCUCCGUUUGGUGCCAUCCCUGUCUUGAUGCACCGCCCCAACGGCAUGUACUCUGGGCGUGACAGUGUCGCGCUCUACGAGGUGCUCGCUAUUUCGCGCUACAUUGACGAGAUCCUCUCGGAGCAAGAGAGCAACGACCCGUCCGUCCGCAGUCUCCUUCCGCGUCUUCCCCAGUCGCACACCCGCUCUUACGCUGACAAAGCCCUGACUCGUGUUGAGAUCGAGCAGAUGUGCGCUGUGAUUAUCCACCGUGUCCAAACCGUCGUCGAAGACGAAUACGUGAAGCCUUACUUUGCGCUUCGCAACAAUGGUGCCUCUGCCGCGGACAUCGAGGCAGGUCUCGGCGAGGGCUUGCAGGCUGCUGAGGGUGUUCUCAUGCUGCUCGAGGCGGUGAUCAACCAGUCGCAGAAACACCUCAACAUUGCCGGCGCCGAUUACAUGUUUGGCUCGAACGUGACGUGGUCUGACAUUUUCCUCUUCCCCAUCCUGCGCGACUUUAAGGCGACCAAACCUAGCAUCCUCCAGGGUGACUCGAGCUCGAGACUCCCGUGGCUCACUGGCUGGGUUUCUCGCUUUGAGCAGCGCCCGAGUGCGGCGGCUACACUUCCUGGCACAUUUGCCGCGUCCGCUUAA
Messenger RNA from Malassezia vespertilionis, 801 nucleotides. RefSeq lists its product as uncharacterized. The coding region runs from base 1 to 801 and encodes 266 amino acids. NCBI's taxonomy places the organism in Eukaryota, Fungi, Basidiomycota, Malasseziomycetes, Malasseziales, Malasseziaceae. The transcript has a single exon. The record is from RefSeq and is a predicted model, not a curated record.